This is a messenger RNA of Triticum dicoccoides, 2716 nucleotides long. RefSeq names its product auxin response factor 2-like. The record is from RefSeq and is a predicted model, not a curated record. Gene Ontology annotation, molecular function: DNA binding. Gene Ontology annotation, cellular component: nucleus. Lineage: Eukaryota; Viridiplantae; Streptophyta; Magnoliopsida; Poales; Poaceae. Bases 269 to 2374 code for a protein of 701 amino acids. Gene Ontology annotation, biological process: response to hormone; regulation of DNA-templated transcription. The transcript is spliced from 11 exons.
CCCCUCUGCCUCCUACGAGCUCCCCCCUAGCUAGCUCCCCACCUCCUAUAGCCACCCAUGGCCAUCACCACCAUGUGUCGCCACCCCACCUCCACUCCCCACUUCCCACCCACUCCGCUUCCUCGCUCCCCAUUAAACGCCCGUGAGCUAGCACGCGAUCCCCUACACACCACCGGGCGACGUGCUCCGUCUCCAUCACUCCUCGACCGUUGAUCUGUGUCCGCGUUUGCUCUGCGGAGAGGCGCUGCGUCCUCACCUGACGGCGGCCAUGAUAGGCAUCGACCUCAACACCGUGGAGGAGGACGAGGAGGAGGGCGGUCCCUCGGCUGAGCCCCCGAGGGGUACGGUGUGCCUAGAGCUGUGGCACGCGUGCGCCGGCCGCGUGGGUUCGCUGCCUCGGAAGGGCAGCGCCGUCGUGUACCUGCCGGAGGGCCACCUCGAGCACAUCGGGGAGGCGGCGGGCGCGGUGCCGCCCCAUGUGUUCUGCCGAGUCGUCGAUGUCAAUCUCCAGGCGGACCCUGCGACGGACGAGGUGUACGCGCAAGUUUCCCUCGUGGUCGACGACGAGGUACCAAGGCGGAUGCGCCCAGGGGAGAGCGAGGAAGCUUGCGAAGGUGACAGCGAGGACACCGAUGCCGCGAAGCGCCGAGCGCGCAUGCCCCACAUGUUCUGCAAGACGCUCACGGCUUCCGACACCAGCACGCACGGGGGCUUCUCCGUGCCGCGGCGUGCCGCCGAGGACUGCUUCCCGCCUCUGGAUUACAACCUGCAGAGGCCGUCCCAGGAGCUUGUGACCAAGGAUCUGCACGGCACCGAGUGGAGGUUCCGACAUAUCUAUCGAGGCCAGCCACGGAGGCACCUUUUAACCACCGGAUGGAGUGCAUUUGUCAAUAAAAAGAAGCUUGUCUCUGGGGAUGCAGUGUUGUUCCUCCGAGAUGAAGAUGGAGUGCUCCGAUUGGGAGUGCGCCGAGCUGCUCAGCUAAAAAAUGUAUCUCCUUUUCCUGCACUUUUUAACCAGGACUCAAGUCUUAGUAGUCUCGGUAAUGUUGCCCAUGCUGUGGCUGUGAAAAAUAUUUUUCACAUCUACUACAAUCCCAGGUUAUGUGAGUCUGAGUUCAUUGUACCAUAUUGGAAGUUCAUGAGAAGCUUCAGUGAACCUAUUUCUGUUGGAAUGAGGUUCAAAAUGAAAUACGAAAAUGAAGAUGCUUCAGAAAGAAGGUCAACUGGGAUAAUAACUGGGAGUAGAGAGUCAGACCCGAAGUCGCAUGGUUCGAAGUGGAAAUGUUUGGUGGUGAGAUGGGACGAUGAUGUAGAGUGCCGUUGGCCUAAUAGGGUAUCUCCUUGGGAGAUUGAACUUACUGGAUCGGUUUCGGGAUCUCAUCUGUCCUCUCCCCAUUCAAAACGGCUGAAGCCAUGCCUCCCCCAAGUUAAUCCAGAUAUGUUGCUUCCAAGUGGAAGUGUUUCUUCGGAUUUUGCGGAAUCUGCCAGAUUCCACAAGGUCUUGCAAGGUCAAGAAUUAUUGGGUUCUAAAACCCAUGAUGGUACUGCUAAUUCAGCUUCUCGGGCGUCUGAAGCAAGAAAUUUUCAGUACAGUGAUGAUCGGAAUUGCUCUAUCAACAUGAGUAACAUUCCAGGGGUUCCAGAACUUGGUGCUAGAACCCCGCCUGAAAAUCAUGGAUUUUCCUACCACUGCUCAGGCUUUGGGGAGUCUCAAAGAUUCCAAAGGGUCUUGCAAGGUCAAGAAGUGUUUCACCCUUAUGAAGGAGGAACUUUGUCUGAUGCUGUUAUAAGAGGUUCUAGCUUCUGUCAACCUGAUGGCAACUGUACAUCUGGUGCAACAUAUAAAUGGCUUACGUCACAGGGAUGCGAUUAUAGUGGGCCAGUAACACUAGCAAUGCCUCAAGCAUCCUCUCCAUUAUCUGUGCUAAUGUUCCCUCAAACUAGUUCCAAGAUACAUGGCUUUGAAUACGUAUGCAGAAGCCUGGAUAAGGAUGAUAAUAUUAGACAUGUUACUGUCAACGCUACUCAAGAUAUGGGAAGAACCAGUCAUACAUUACCUCUCUGGCCUCAUCUUGUUUCAGGCAAAGCAAUAGCUAGUUGUACUGGAACUAAAAAGUUGCACUCCAUCAGCAGUGCAGAGCAUGAACCAAAUGACAAGGAUGUUCACACAAAUGGCUGCAAAAUCUUUGGUAUCUCUUUGACUCAGAAGGUUCGAGUAUGCAAUGAAGUGGAAUGUAGCAGUGCGAAUUGUGAUUUCCAGCCUUUAAAGCCACAAAUGUCAAAAUCGCUAGGCAACAAUUGUGCUACUGUUCAUGAGCAAAGGCCUGCUGUUGGCAUGGUGGUUGACCUUUCUGCGGUUGAUACGAUGAUCUGAUUCGUCUAACUGUGUCCUGGGAGGAGAAGCGGGGCCUACAGCUUGAUUCAUGUUUGUGAUGUGAUACUCAAUGACGCAAAACUUCCACCUGAUUAUUUCAUCCCUAUGUGCACAGUUGGCACCGAGUUCAGUAAACACAUCAUGGUUGAUGAGUUGAUGAUGCUUAUCAAAUUUUUAAUGCACUUUUAGAAUUUGACUUGUUAUAACAUCUAUCUGAAGCUCUCUUUUGAAUCAUCAUUUAUGUUGUACGAGCUGCUAGUGUGUUUUUAAGCUGCACGCUAUGUAUGACUUGUUUGUACUAGCACGAUUUAAUUUCGAAGAACAGAUGUACAGUAGUUCUUA